GUCAUAUCCACGUCAUAUCGUAGGUUAUCACUAAACGUUAUAGAGAAACAUGGUCUAACGUGGGUAUCAACCGAAAACCAAGACAAUGGCUGAAUCAUUACCCGAAUCUUUAGAAGACACUAUUAUCAGUUACCUGAAAGGUCAAGAAAUAUGUCCAGAGAGUGACUACGAUGAAGCGAAAUACAAAGAAAAUGCUGAAGCACUCGUCGGUGAAAAAGUCAAACUUAUUCUGGAAGAGCUGUUAUUGAAAGUAAACAAACGUGUUGUAUGCAAGGACCGCUAUCAGAAUCUCAAAACAUGGCACAAUCAGUAUCCGCUAUUUGAUUUAGAAGACUUCUUUCCAGAUUUUUGCGUAGAUGAAGAUACGAUGCGAGCUCUAUCCUUCCGGGAGUCCUUGCUGGUCAGCUUUCUUGAUAAUUCAGAUGAGACUGGUGCUUCAGUUGUGAGGAUUGAGGGCGACUCCCGCGAAGUAGUGCCCUGCGCUGUGGGCAGCCUAUGCCUGAACAUACAGAUGGUCGAUGCCAACCAACCUGAAGAUAGACCCACUCCAAUCAGUAGCGAGAUGAUGGAUCAACAAAUCAUGAACACUGUCAAAGCUGCUCGACAGGCUAUGAAUUCUGCUAACAAUGUUGGCGAACUGGACAAUGUAUUGAAAGAAAAGUUAGUUCAGUACGAAGACCUCCUUCGUGAAGAAGUUCGAGCUAACAGUAAAAAGUUUAUUGUUCAUCUUUCAUCUCAAUUUGACAUUGAUGGACAGAACAGUGGAUCUAGAGUCACUGCAUGGUGCGACCGGAAUUUCCAUACACUUGAAGAAAAAAGAACCGAGUACAUACGAGAAGUAGGCAAGGAAUGCAUUACAGAAAAAACAUUAUACGUAGCAUUACAGCGUCAAAAAUACUACAUAUGUCACACAAGUAACCAAGAGGGCAUCGAAGAAAGAAAAUACUACAAACUAACUAAAACUUACAAUAUGAUUUGUGAAGGCGCUAAUUUCUUACUAAUGCGAUACCUGGCAAUCAAACGUUAUACUGGAACUUUUGAGUUGUCAACAAUCUAUAUCAAUGGCGACAUGUGCAGAAAUAUUUACGAAUGUACCGGACCUGUGAUGAGUAUAGUAAAUGAUAAAGAAGUAGAGAUCUGUAGAAUUUACAGAUGCAUCAUGGAAGAAUCUGGAAUAGUACAUCAGUGUGUUACAGUAAUGACUACGCAUGGUAGGAUAAUAUCUCAAGAAUGGGAAGGGUGUCCUUAUAUCCUGAAUUUGAAUCCUUUAUUGUUCAUGGAAGAUGGGAAACCGAAACCUUAUGAAAGGUUGAUUCUGGAGAAGACCUGGUCCAACGAUAUGGAGCUAUUGUCAAAAUAUUUAGACUAUAAGGUGAAUAUAUUUAAAUUUUAUUUCAAUUAAACUUACUGUAUCUUGGAUAAUCUAGUAAAUAGCCUUGUUGUAGACUAGGACAGAAAUGAAAAUGAAAACAUACAUAUCAGACAAUCCUGAAGUGAAAGAUAUUUUGGCAGAUUACGUCAGUAACAUUAUCAUGCUAAAACCUGAUAAUGUCAUCGCGUUCACAAUGAACUAUUUUCAGAACCUUCUCCCAAUAAAUAUUGGAAAAAUGGGAUACUUUGAGAAACCAAAUGAAGAGCAUGUGCUUGAGGGUUGAUGAAUUAUUGCUUGUGCCCAUAUCUCAUAACUUUUCAAUUUUUAUUCAUUCUGAUAUUUAAUUUACAAGUUUGUAGGGUCUCAUAAAAUAAACAAAUAAAAAAAUUA
Molecule: messenger RNA, 1762 nt
Organism: Acanthoscelides obtectus
Lineage: Eukaryota; Metazoa; Arthropoda; Insecta; Coleoptera; Chrysomelidae
Source: the annotation of a GenBank genome assembly